Messenger RNA from Closterium sp. NIES-65, 414 nucleotides. NCBI's taxonomy places the organism in Eukaryota, Viridiplantae, Streptophyta, Zygnematophyceae, Desmidiales, Closteriaceae. The record is from the annotation of a GenBank genome assembly.
AUGAAGGCAAGGGUAGUCGGGGUGGCAGCGGUAGAGGCGGUGGUGGAGGCGGUGGAGGCGUUGGAGGUGGCGGUGGUGGAGGAGGGAGUGGUGGUGGGAGUGGAGGAGUUGGUGGCGGCGGUGGUGGCGGCAGUGGGAGUGGUGGCGGCGGCAGUGGUGAUGGCAGUGGGAGUGGUGGCAGCGGCAGUGGUGGCGGUCGGGGUGGACCCUGUCAUAGGGGAGUUUCUGGCUGUGGUCAGAGGCAGCAUCAGUAGCGUCAGCGGGAGACCCCUACGCCCCAGAAGCUUCGUGAGUAGCUUGCUUAGUAUGGGUGCUGAGGGUGACUGUUACCUGUGUAUGCCGCCCGACCCAGGUAUAGGGGCUGCUUCUCUAGGUGCUAGUGAGUCUACUCUCCCUGGUAUUGCACUUGCUUAG